Molecule: messenger RNA, 2805 nt
Organism: Pecten maximus
Lineage: Eukaryota; Metazoa; Mollusca; Bivalvia; Pectinida; Pectinidae
Exons: 1
Coding region: 1-2805 (934 amino acids)
Biological process (GO): DNA integration
Molecular function (GO): nucleic acid binding
Source: RefSeq, a predicted model, not a curated record
AUGUUUUAUCGUUUUCUGGUCAAGGAAGAGCAUAGGGACUAUCUAAGAUUUCUGUGGUAUCAAAAUAACGACCCUACGCAAGAGCUGAUCGACUACCGCAUGAAGGCACAUGUGUUUGGAAACAGCCCGUCGCCCGCUGUUGCCAUGUUUUCCUUGUGCAAAUCUGCAGAAGGAGCUGAUGACGACGUCAAGGACUUUGUUGAACAUGACUUUUAUGUGGAUGAUGCUAUUCUAUCUCGUCCUACAGCUGAUGAAGCUAUCGACUUAAUCAAAAGAACACAGAAGGUUCUUCGAGACAAUGGUAAUAUUCGAUUACACAAGAUUACUUCCAACAGUGCGGAGGUGAUGAAUUCUUUUCCGGAGGAAGAUAGGUGUCAAGGUUUGAAAUCGUUGGAUCUGGAGGAAGACGUUCUUCCCAUACAACAUAGUUUAGGCAUGUCGUGGGAUCUUAACAAGGACAUAUUUAAGUUUGAUGUCAAUGUCAUAGAGAAAACUGGAACGCGCCGCAACAUGUUGUCAGCGCUCAAUAGCAUAUUUGACCCUAUCGGCUUCAUUUCACCAGUAACUAUUCAUGGACGUAUUUUGUUAAGGGAACUUACUACUGGUACUGCGUGGGACGAAAUCAUUUCCGACGAACAGCAAGAGAGAUGGAACGCUUGGACUUCUUCACUUCAACACUUGGGAGACGUGCAAAUCCCUCGUAUGUGUGUUCCUAUAUCUCUGACUACGGCGAAAUCAGUACAACUUCAUAUCUAUUCAGACGCAUCCGAGAAAGCCAUAGCGGCGGUAGCCUACGUCACAUCUAAGGACGACAAUGAAACUCAUACGGGAUUUGUUAUGGGCAAGGCAAAGUUAGCGCCCUCUCAAGGACACUCAAUUCCCCGACUCGAAUUGUGUGCUGCUGUUUUGGCCGUAGAGGUUGGUGAAACGCUUAGCGACGCGCUUGAUAUUCCGCUAGAAACUAUUAGAUAUCAUAGUGACAGCAAAGUAGUGUUAGGGUACAUUUAUAACAAGACCCGAAGAUUCUACAAUUACGUCGCAAAUCGUGUCGAGAGAAUUCUACAAAGCACUCGAUCUGACCAAUGGUCCUACGUUUCCACAAAUAAAAAUCCAGCAGAUCAAGCUACUAGAACUUCUGUUACCGCCGAUAAACUUGACCUCAGUAUGUGGCUUCAAGGACCAAACCCGGUGUGCGAGGAUAGUGAAACAGAAAAAACGUUGAUAGACCCCGACAUUGAUAAAGAAGUCAGGCCGGAGGUUGUGAUUACAUCGCGAAAGACUUCUGUGGAGAAGAACUUUUCGGAAAGAUUUAACAAGUUCUCGUCAUGGCAAAGACUUAGUAGUGGUAUAGCAGCUCUCAAGAGAGCUAUUCGUACCUCACCUACAAAACCGCAAAUCUUAUGUGACAAGAUAGACAUGCUAAGACAAUCUCAGGAAUUCAUCAUUGGACAAGUUCAAAGGGAAUCUUAUCAUGAGGAGAUGUCUUGUCUUAAAGACGGAAAACCUAUCAAUACAAAUAGCUCUAUCAGGAAUCUCAACCCUUUUCUAGACUCCAAAGGACUUUUAAGGGUCGGAGGUCGUUUAAACAAAGCCGAGCUUCCAGUAGAAGAGACUAAUCCUUGGAUUCUCCCAGGCAAGAGUCAUGUGUCAAGGUUAAUUGUGCUUCAUUACCAUGAAUCAGUUUGUCAUCAGGGUCGCAAUAUUACAGAGGGUGCUCUUAGGAGUAAUGGUUUCUGGAUUGUAGGAGCCAAAAGGCUCGUAUCGAGCAUCAUUCAUCAUUGUGUCAAAUGUAGAAAACUUCGAGGAAGUGUAGAAAUUCAACAGAUGGCUGAUUUACCAGCGGACCGUCUUCAACCUGGACCGCCGUUUACAUCCGUCGGAGUGGACGCCUUUGGUCCUUGGUCCGUUGUCACCAGGAAAACGCGGGGAGGCGCAGCAAAUUCUAAACGAUGGGGUAUUCUGUUCACAUGUUUGACAUCUAGAGCGAUUCAUGUCGAAGUUGUAGAGGAGAUGAGUAGCUCGUCGUUUAUCAACGCUCUCCGUCGUUUCGUGGCCCUCAGAGGCAAUGUCCGUGAAUUCAGAUCUGACCGUGGAACUAAUUUUAUUGGAGCAACGGACAGCCUUCAUAUAGAUGCGAUCAAUGUCACCGAUAGUCCCGCGAACAAAUAUUUAUACAAUUCCGGUGUGGUGUGGAAAUUCAAUGCUCCCCAUUCCUCCCACAUGGGAGGGGUGUGGGAAAGAAUGAUUGGGCUUGUGCGUAGAAUUCUGGAUUCAAUGUUGUUAGGUGCCGCAUCUAAGUGUCUCACACACGAAGUGUUAGUUACAUUCAUGGCCGAGGUGUGUGCAAUUGUAAAUUCUAGACCGGUCGGACCGAUAUCUACCGAUCCAGAAUCACCAGAAAUUCUGAGUCCGGCAGUCCUACUAAAUCAGAAAGUAGGCCAAAGUGAUCAAAUAUCCUCUGUUUCCGUUUGUGAGAAAGAUUUCUACAAGUCUCAUUGGAAAAGGGUACAACUACUAUCGGACGUGUUCUGGAAAAAGUGGCAUGACGGUUAUCUCCAAUCGUUACAACAAAGAAGGAAAUGGACAAACGCUCGUCCCAACGUUCGUGUCGGAGACGUCAUUCUUCUAAAGGACAAAGGACUUCCGCGCAAUGAGUGGUCUCUCGGUUUGGUACAAAAUGCUAUACCCAGCGAAUGCGAUGGGAAAGUUAGAAAGGCUGAAGUGCGUGUUGUGAGGAACGGAAAAUCAACUGUGUUCGUGCGACCUAUCACCGAGAUGGUCAUUCUUGUUGAGAACAGUAACUAA